Eleginops maclovinus (Patagonian blennie) is the source of this 1441-nucleotide messenger RNA. RefSeq names its product tRNA methyltransferase 61A (gene trmt61a). Gene Ontology annotation, cellular component: tRNA (m1A) methyltransferase complex; nucleus. Gene Ontology annotation, biological process: tRNA methylation. Bases 176 to 1075 code for a protein of 299 amino acids. The transcript is spliced from 4 exons. Gene Ontology annotation, molecular function: tRNA (adenine(58)-N1)-methyltransferase activity. Lineage: Eukaryota; Metazoa; Chordata; Actinopteri; Perciformes; Eleginopidae. The record is from RefSeq and is a predicted model, not a curated record.
UCAACUUCCUCUGAAAACAACACCACGUGUUUGCAGGGAAUGAAUGGUGCUGGACAGCCGUUCCACAUCCACAUUCAAAGUCAUUAAGAGCUAAAUCUACCGUUUACUGUCCAGUGGUUGUGUUCGUUUAAAACGGCAGAGCACGCGGGUUUUGGAGAAGGUAUUGUUUCUAGCCAUGAGUUUUGUGGAGUAUUCGGAUUGCAUUCGGGAUGGGGACGUCGCCAUCGUGUACCUGGGCCACGAAUCCAUGACGCCAGUGAAGGUGAAGCAGGGCGCCCAAACACAGACGCGCUAUGGGGUCAUUCGUCACUCUACGGACCUGAUCGGACGGCGCUACGGUUCAAAGGUCACCUGCAGCAAAGGUGGCUGGGUGUACGUGCUUCAUCCCACACCUGAGCUGUGGACCGUCAACCUGCCGCACCGCACACAGAUCCUGUACACCACCGACAUCGCCACCAUCACCAUGAUGCUGGAGCUGAAGCCGGGGUCCGUCGUCUGCGAGUCAGGGACGGGUAGCGGCUCCCUCUCCCAUGCCAUCCUGAGAACCAUCGCCCCCACAGGACACCUGCACACAGUGGAGUUCCACCAGCAGCGGUCGGAGAAGGUGUUGGAGGAGUUCGUAGAGCACCGAGUGGAUCACCUGGUCACCGUCAGGAACCAGGACGUGUGCAAAGACGGGUUCGGAGUGAGCGGGGUGGCCGACGCCGUCUUCCUGGACAUCCCCAGCCCCUGGGAGGCCAUCAAACACGCUAAGGCUGCGAUGAAGAAACACGGAGGUCGGGUGUGUUCCUUCUCUCCGUGCAUCGAGCAGGUUCAGAAGACGUGUUUGGCGUUAUCAGAUCACGGUUUCGAGGAGAUCAACACCCUGGAAGUCCUGCUGAGGGUCCACGACGUGCGCACCAUCUCCCUGCCGCAACCGGACUUCGGCCCGGAACCUUCUGCUCAGAUUCAGCCCGACUCCACCGUGAAACCACCUCAAAAGCACACCUCCAUCGCUGUGAAGACCACCACCCCACCCAGAGAAAUACCCGGGCACACAGGGUACCUCACCUUCGCUACCAAACCCAGAACCUAAUUGUUCUUAAUUUACCCCAGCAGCAAACAGGAUGUGGUUUAUAAUCUCGCUUCAGUGUGUUUUCAUGUACAUUAAUGAGGCGGUGAUAAUCCAGCGGGGCACCAGGCUCCUCCAGGUCCCGGCUGGCACUGCAGCAGCGAGAGGAUUUACACUUUGUGUUACAUAACUUCAUCCUCCCGUCACUUGGCACCAGGUUUGUUGCUUGCAUCAAGCACAAAUGAAUCCAUUUCAUUUGAGAAGAGAGGACUAUACUUUGUCUCCCCUUUUUAUAUCCUUUUUAAUCUUUCAUUUGUUGGGGGACAGCCUUUUUUUUUUCCAUUUUGUGUACUUUUGUAUUCAAGAAAAUACAAUAAAUGUGUAAAAGGA